Toxoplasma gondii ME49 is the source of this 3574-nucleotide messenger RNA. Its product is annotated as protein phosphatase 2C domain-containing protein. The coding region runs from base 533 to 1567 and encodes 344 amino acids. Lineage: Eukaryota; Apicomplexa; Conoidasida; Eucoccidiorida; Sarcocystidae. The record is from RefSeq and is a predicted model, not a curated record. Gene Ontology annotation, biological process: protein dephosphorylation. Gene Ontology annotation, molecular function: protein serine/threonine phosphatase activity; cation binding. The transcript has 10 exons.
CGAGCAGAGAUUCCUCUUGCCACUCCAUCCUUUUGUCAUCAACGAGAAGGACCGCAUUUCCCUCUAGAAGUCUCCGCGUUUCUGCUGUUCCGCGGCCCCGUCUUGCGAGGUAUAGCCUCAGCUCUGUGUCGCCGAGCAGCGUUUUCUUCAGUUCAAACAACUGUAGAGCUUCCAACUUCCGUUGAUUUCUGCAGACGGGUUUUCACCGUCACAGAGUGAUUCACUUCGUUUCCGUUGUCGAUUUCUUUCAAAAGUGAAGACGUUUCUUCUGCGUCUCGAGGCGUCUCCGCCCUGUCGCGGUCGGUCUGCAUGCACGGCCUCUCAGCUGUUUCGUCCGCGAAACGCCCCUCGAAUCAGGAUUUUCCGUCGUUUUCCUCUUCUCUUUCUCGUCCUCGGUAUCCCUCUGUUUCGCUCGCGGCCUUCCGACUCGUCGCAUCCCAGGCGAAACGCGUCUGCUCUGCACUUCCUCUGCGAAGGUGAAAACAGUUUUUGGAGCUGAGCGACAAGAGACCGAGAAAAACUUUUCUCCACAAUGCUUGUCGGCAAAAGAGGAGCCGAUGCCACGGCGUCUCUGGGGGUCGGAGAACCUCAGUUAAAGAGGAGACAAGUAGAAACGGGAAACUGCGUUGUCGACUGCGGCGCCUAUCGCCUGCUGGCCUCCUGCUACGGCGACAAAGGAAUGAGGAAGCAAAUGGAAGACGAGCAUGUCAUCGUGCCUUCGCUUCUCCCUUUUCAACCUGCUCUCUCGCCAGCCUACGACUUUGCACUCUUUGCGGUUUUCGAUGGACAUGGAGGACGUCAGUCUGCUGCAUUCGUCAAAGAAGCUUUUCCAUCCGAACUUGCUGCGCAGUUGCUCCUUCUUCAGCAGGAGAAGGAGAACGGCUCGAGCUCUUCAGUUUCUGAGGAAAAAGCGGAUGCGACAGCGUCUGCUGCGAGUGCAGGAGGCUUGACAGAUCGAGAAAUGAAACAAGUGAUCUAUGGAGCCUGCCGGAAAGUGGAUGCGCGCAUAGCAACUGAAAUCCCCUCCUGCCGUGAUGGGUGCACCGCGGUCGUCGCACUUUUCCACGGCCAACAAGUCUACGUCGCUUGUCUCGGAGACAGCGCCGCGUAUUUGGCGCGAAGAAAAGAUCGAACGCUUCACUGCAUUCCUCUGACAGAAGUUCAUCGUCACUGGGUGAUCGAAGAGAAAGAGCGAAUCGCCCGAAUGGGAGGAACGAUCGAGAACGGCAGGGUUAACGGUUCUUUGGAAGUAACGAGGUCUUUCGGUGACAUUUCACUGAAGCGGUACGGCGUCUCGUGUGUGCCAACAGUGAAGAAGUUCACUCUCGAUCCUGCGCUGGACGAGUUCGUCCUCAUGGGAUGCGAUGGCUUCUGGAACUGCUGGACUGCGUCUGAAGCCCUCAACCUCGCGUCGGAGGCAUGGGAGAAGGAAAUCCGGUCAAGCAAAGUUCACUCGAGGCCCGUGGACCCGCAGAACGUUAGCAAACAGCUCGUGGAACAUGUUCUGAUCGAUAAGAAAUCACAGGACAACAUCACGGUGUUGCUCUUGAAAAUUUCAAGGAAAUAAGCCUCGCGUUCCCUAGUUAUCGGUCUGACAAAAAAGGAGUAGACGUCAUCGAGAGAACAACUAGUUCCCGGUUCGAGGAGUCGACCCGCAGCGCUUCGCGCGAAAACGUACACCAAACCGUGAACCGAAAAUGAAAUAGUGGCGGGACCUCCAUGUCGCCUCUGAAAAGGCCCUCAGAUUUUGGUGCAUCGGGGGCUGAACUUUGACGUACUGAAGCAGCUUGGAAUUGUAAAAGGCAUACGUAGGGUUUUGCACUUGAGGGUUAACUGAACUGCUUCAGCCGAAGCACCGCACGUACGCAAAAUACGCACGACGAGGUAUGAGGAGAGAUUUUCGGUGGAUCACUUUCGCUCGGCGACCGAAAACUAAGACGCAAAGAGCAAACGGAUGAGUAGCGGAUUUCCGUGCAAAGUCUGAGAGCACGUCGGCCAACAAGAACGCAGAAGUUCAGCUGACGCGCGUUGAUUUUAACGGGCUCUCUGCCGCUACGUUGGAUCGGUUUGAUCCACGCCCGAAUCGAGAGUCCGGCACAGCGACGCUUGACGAGUGAUACAGACGAAAUGCGGCGCAAGAGAAGUCGAGAAUAGUAAAUAGGAAGACUGCGUUUACUGCAUUGAUCUCCUGCGUGGUUUUUCCCAACAACCCUCCAGAGAACGCCAACUAACUCGGACAGAGUCGAAGGAAGCAAACACAGCAAGGUGUGAAUGCUUUUGCAUCAGGCGUGGAUGUGUUUGCGUCGGAACGCAUUGAUGUGAUCUGAUGUGGUUCUCUUGCAAAUUUCAAGAAUAUGCAGGGUAUAGGAAAGCAGCGAUGGCGAAUAGGCUACGUUUUUGACUUCCUCGCGGGUGAAUGCGUGCACAGAUGCGGAAGUGGGGAAAAAUGCGCAUCACGGGCAGCGUCUGAAAGUGUUUAAAGUGCUCUAAAAUGAAGAGGAGUCUCAUGUCUCCAAAACGAGCUGGGCUUCUGUUUGAGAGGCGUAACCAGGUGCUCAAGUGGGAAUCGAAACUGGAAGCACCGGGGGUAAAAGGGCUGGUGGAGUAUACAGGGGGAGUGCCGGUGAGGGAUGGGAAUUUAGCGUGUUGCACGCUCGUCGGCAACCGGGACAAAAGUCUGGCUAACAUUUUUCUGUUUACUUUCGGUGAAUUGAGCAAACCUAGCAUCUCUGCAGCAAAAUAAAUUAGAGGGAAGGAGCCCGGUGUGAUGGAGUGUGGCGCCGCACGCCGUGGCACCGGCCAAACAAGUUUCCUGUCUGGGAAUUUGGGGUUUUCACGAUCUCAAUGAAAAGGAAUGCAAGCGGAGAAAGCACGUGUCUCGUAGGCGCGUACAAACUGGAAGGAUUCAUGAAAUCUCUCGGUUUUAGCGGCAGCGCCGUUACACCCGUUUCCUCAGGUGUACCGAUGGACAAAUACCAAACGAAAUAUCUUCUAUCGCAUGCGGCGAACUGCCAAAAACCGCUCAACAUGAAUGGAGCCCGAGAUAAAUCCUCUAGAGGAAACAGCGUGUUUAGCUCAAAGUGUACUAGAACUGCUAAACAGCGUUCACUGAAACGCAGAGCGGCCCGAUUCGAGCUGCUGGAAACGAGAGCCGCAUGCGUGUUACAGUAGAGAACCACAGGGAAUCUUCAGUUCUGUCCGCAAAGACGCGUGAAAGAUACUUUGCGAAGUGAGUCCUUGGGUGUCGGGAACAUGAAGAACGACAGCCAUCAGCCCGUCAGUGAAGAGAAGUACAGGCUCAAGCGUGCUGAAUACGAACCACAGUUUCGGAUUGUAAAUGGAUGUCAGGAUGCUACUCACUGUACCCUGUUUUUUACUGUCCGCCCCACAAUAGCAGUAGUGCGGACGUGGAUUCUUCGGGGGUAGGUGUUAGUAGCGGUCGCCAUAAAAAUCUCUAAAACGGCGAGGCGAAAAAACAGGACCUACCAGACCCAACCAGACAGGUUUGUACUAAGUUCGCGUUGUAUCGCAUCUAGGGUGAAGCUAAAACAUCGUCCAGCUUAAUCUUUUCCCU